Molecule: messenger RNA, 1733 nt
Organism: Durusdinium trenchii
Lineage: Eukaryota; Dinophyceae; Suessiales; Symbiodiniaceae
Source: the annotation of a GenBank genome assembly
GUGUCCACCUGGCCGAGCUCGCCAUUGUGCCUCCAGUGUCGCCAUGCCUCCUUCAGCCCUCUCAAAGCUGCAGUCAGCUGUGACGCAGGUGAAGCAGGUCAACGUGCUGAAGUCAACACAAGUGGAGGACUCUCCAGCCAUCAAGGUAUGUGUUCGAGUCAGACCGUUCAUCAAAGAGGAGGUCGAGGGGCAACGUUCAGGCGGAGAAUGUAAGCUUUGCAUCGACAUGCCGUCUGAGACCCAGGUGCGCAUCCUGAACUUUGAUGACCCGGAUGAUGACUCGCGGGCCUUUGAAUUUGAUCGUUGCUAUUGGUCGCACAGCAAAGAUCAUCCGUUCUUUGCCACACAGGAGACCUUGCAAACCGAAUUGGGGGAGAUUAUGCUGGAACAUGCCAUGAAUGGUUUCAACAACUGCAUUUUUGCGUAUGGGCAAACGGGCAGUGGGAAGUCAUACAGUGUGCUUGGUGGCAAGGACGAGGAGCGAGGGCUUCUUCCACGAGUGGUAGAGGGGCUCUUCGAUCACUUUGCAAAGCUGCCACAGGGUGCCACUUACAAGACGCUUGUUGCCUUCAUGGAAAUCUACAAUGAGCAAAUCCGAGACUUGCUGGCACCGGCAGACUCCGAGAUCAAGAAGUUAGAAGUGAAGCAACAUCCAGUUCUUGGCACCAUCAUCCCAGGUCUCACAGAAGCCGCUGUAGCUUCCUGCGAAGAAGUCUUGAACCUGGUGGACUACGGCACCCAGAUGAGGCACGUUUCAGCCACAGCAAUGAAUGCCACCAGUAGUCGAAGUCACUGCAUCUUCACCUUUAAGACGUCACUCACAGAGCCGGAUCAGCCAUCCAAGGUCUCUCAGACGCACCUGGUGGACCUGGCGGGCUCCGAGCGGGCCGGCCGCACCAAAGCCACGGGAGAUCGGCUGAAGGAGGGUGCAGCCAUCAAUCAAUCAUUGUCGACACUUGCAAGGGUGAUCUCAGAGCUUGCGAAGUCUGCCAAGACGAAGAAGAAGCCGAAUCCUCCGUUCCGAGAAUCCAAGCUGACCUACAUCCUCAAAGAGUCUUUGUGCGGCAAUUCCAAGACCGUGAUGAUGGCUGCCAUUUCGCCCAACUUCACAGAUUAUGAUGAGACCCUUUCUACCUUGAAGUUUUCGCAGUCAGUCAAGCAAGUGCAGACCAAGGCUGUGCAGAAUGCGGUGAACAUGUCCUCAGUGGAGGCGCAGCUUCGAGCCGAGUUAAACGCACUGAAGUCACAGCUCCAGGCAAUUCAGGCGCGGUUGAUGCGUGGGGCACCGAAACUGCGUGAUGUUCAGUGGACAGAUCUAGAUUUGGUUCGCCUUUGGAGUUUUGGGGGAGAAUCAUUUUGGAUUCAAUCUCAGAGGUGGUUGCCGCCAGGUGUUCAGAUGGUGGGUGCGUAUCAGAGGGCCGUUGCGUUUUAGAGACACUUGAGAACCCGUCCUAUCGGUGGCUGGACAGAUGGGAGUUCGGCUGGUCCCGCUUGUGGGGUUCAGCUUUCGAGUAAAGGCUUAGAGAUGAGAAGGGUCCUCAUUCUUUGGCCCUGAGCCAAGCCUGGCUAAAUAUGGCUAUAUAAAUGUCAGCAUAAUGAGCGUUGUUGGAGGAGGUGCUUUUUUCUUACAUCUCAUAAUUAAUGUUGUUGGACUUGUUUUGAAAUGAGACCACGUGCCGUCCAUCAGUGCACAAAAUUCACAGCUAGGAUUUCCAACCCCGCAUUGAGCCUCG